AUGAAAAAAGCAGAAAUGAAGAGGUUAACUCUGUCUAGAACACUGUGUGGGUUUGUCAAGGAGAUAUAUGGGGCAGAGGUGGUUCAGAUCUGUCACACACAUGCCACUCUUCUAGUGAUCACCCGCUGGACUGCUGUCACAAUAAAAAAAGUUGGGAUGAACCCCUUUGUACUGCUCUUGUUGUACACAAUGGGGACAUCAGUGGUGCUGGCAGACCACAACAAAGACGAAUCAAGACCCUCAGAGAAUCCGGGGCCCUCGGUAGAUCCAAAGCCCUCAGAGGAACCCACUGGCCAAAAAAGUGAGCCAUGCUCAAAGGGAUGUACCUGUCUCCAAGAUGACUACACUUUAGAGCUCAACGUCUACUGCAGCACACGCAACCUCACCCAGGUUCCCUCCGACAUCCCUCUGUCCACACGCUCGCUAUGGCUGGAUGGAAACCUGUUUGCUAACUUACCAGCAGCUGCUUUUGAAAAGUUGUCCAAUCUGGAGUUCCUAAACUUACAGAGCAGCAUGCUGGUAUCCCUCGACGCCCAUGCCUUUAAAGGUCUGAAUUCCCUUGCUCACCUGCACCUUGAGAGGAACAAUAUUCGUUCAUUAGCUGGCACAGUCUUCCAGGGCAUACCCAACCUUGCAUCCCUCAGUCUCAACAAUAAUCAGCUGUCUCGAAUAGAUGACAGGUUGUUCGCUGGACUCAGCCACAUGUGGCUGUUGAACCUAGGAUGGAAUUCACUGUCUGUCCUGCCUGAGACGGGGUUUCAAGACCUACAUGGAUUACGAGAGUUAGUUCUUACUGGGAAUCGUCUGGCGUAUCUCCAACCGCAACUGUUUCAGGGUCUUACAGAGCUCAAAGAAUUGGACCUAACUGGAAACAAUCUAAAAGUUAUCAAGGCAAAUGUGUUUCAGAAACUAGCGAAGCUGCAGAAGCUUUAUCUGGCCCAAAACCAGAUCGUGACCGUGGCACCUAGGGCAUUUGCGGGCCUGAAAUCUUUGAGAUGGUUGGACCUCAGCAGAAAUCGUCUAUCUGUGCUUCACGAUGAAACUUUCCUCGGUCUAAAGAGCAUACAUGUGCUUCGCCUGUCAAAUAACUCGAUCAGUAGUCUGAGACCUGGGACUUUCCGUGAUUUGCAGCAUCUUGAGGAACUCUGCCUUUGUCACAACCAGAUACGAGCCUUGGGAGUGAGAGUUUUUGAAGGGCUGGGCCAUCUAGAGGUGCUGAACAUGGAGAACAACCGGCUGCAAGAGGCACGCAUGGGCACAUUUAUGGGUCUGAAUCACCUUGCUGUGAUAAAACUUACAGGCAGUUGUUUUCACAGCCUACCAGAUCAAGUUUUCAAGGGUCUGUCAAAGCUCCACAGUAUUCACCUUGAUAGAAGCUGUUUGGCAAAAAUCUCAGCCCAAAGUUUCGUUGGUCUUACAGGUCUUCGUCGCCUUUUCCUACAGAACAACAACAUCUCUACAGUGGAGCGGCAGAGUUGGGAACUACAAGGGCUGCAACAGCUUGAUCUAAGAUUCAACCAGAUAACAUCCAUCACCUCCCACACAUUUUAUGGCCUGAAGAAUCUUGAUUACCUGCUACUGUCAGGCAACUUACUUCGCAAUCUUCCUGCUGAGGCCUUACUGCCACUGCAACACCUGUCUUGGCUGGAUCUCUCUGGAAACAGGUUGGAGCUCAUACGUAAUGCGACUAUAUACAUGCUGCCACGCUUGCGCUACUUGAACCUGAAAGACAAUGUACUGGUCAACCUUCCAGCUUCUAUCCCUGAUAGCUUGGAUCAGCUCUGGCUCUCAGGUAACAACUGGAAAUGUGACUGUAGUGCCAAACCCUUUCGAGAUUUCGUUCUACAGAAGCCACAGGUAGUUCCACUGCAGGUUGAAAUGCUUGGGGAAGGUGAGGAGCCCCAUACACUUGUCACAAUAUACAAUAACAUCACAUGUGCCAGCCCACCCAGCGCUUCUGGACUUGACCUGCGGAACAUCGGAAGUGAGCAUUUCCGGAACUGUUAAAUAUCAUUCAUUCUACUAAACCACAGAUCAGGUUUUCUUUUCAGACAUUAUAAUUCAGAGCUUCCAAUCAUGACUUUUAUUUAUCUCAAGAAAUAUCUUCUUUUGUAAAAUGAUCUUACAAAGAUCCUUAAUCCAAGUCAUGCAAACAUAACAAUAUUAUUGGAUAUAUAUCAAUACAGAAAGAAAAAAAAACUUUGGGCAGUUAAAAAAAAGACAUUUUAAUAACAACUAGGUUACUUGUGUGUGUGUGUGUGUGUGUGUGUGGUGUGUGAAACGCUUUAAGGAUGGACAAACUACUAAGUGGUUUCACUCCAGUAUCAAAAGUAACAUUACAGUAUUAUGGCUAAAAGUAUUGUGGCUUAAAAUGCUUUUUUUUAAGAAUGUGUAGUUCUUCCUUCAAAAUUAAACAAAUUGUGUUUGUUUGUGGUCUCAUAAACACGAAAAGGACAUUGCGCAAAAGCUUGUUUUGAUAAAUCAAACCCAAAUAUAGCGAUAUUUACUCAAUAUUGAUCCAUGCUCUAAGUCCAAAGGCCAGCCUUCAGGUUUAAACAUGCAAUUCCCCAUUUGUCUUCUUCAGCAACAUUCAAUAAUUAUAAUAACUUAAAAAUUAGAUGUAGCUUUAUUAAUACCCCCUGUAGAGUUUGCUAAUAACGUUAUGAGGAACUCUGAUUAGUCUACAUAUGGUUUCCAUUCACAUGACAGGUCAGUUUUUUCCGAUCACAACUUUUACAUUCAUGUGUUUACUAUGGGACUUUUAAUAAAAGAGUUUCACUAGA
This is a messenger RNA of Pimephales promelas (fathead minnow), 2783 nucleotides long. RefSeq names its product insulin-like growth factor binding protein, acid labile subunit (gene igfals). Gene Ontology annotation, molecular function: protein binding. Lineage: Eukaryota; Metazoa; Chordata; Actinopteri; Cypriniformes; Leuciscidae. The record is from RefSeq and is a predicted model, not a curated record.